Messenger RNA from Onychostoma macrolepis, 2271 nucleotides. RefSeq lists its product as uncharacterized. The transcript has a single exon. Gene Ontology annotation, molecular function: nucleic acid binding. Lineage: Eukaryota; Metazoa; Chordata; Actinopteri; Cypriniformes; Cyprinidae. The record is from RefSeq and is a predicted model, not a curated record. Gene Ontology annotation, biological process: DNA integration.
AUGUAUGUGUCUUCAAAUUCUGAUGGCUACUGGGUGAUGCCACUGCUGGAUGGAGAGGCCAUCCCUAUGCAAGUGGACACAGGCACAGCUGUAUCGCUCGUGGCAGAGUCAACUUAUCUAGAGAAGUGGUCACACCUCUGUCCCAGGGAAGCGAACCUGACCCUGAAAUCAUACACAGGAGAGCUUGUACCUCUUUCAGAAGACAAAUGUGAAUUCUUCCAAUCCACAAUCGAAUAUCUUGGGCAUGUAAUUGACAGCGCUGGUCUCCACACAGCAUCAUCAAAGGUAAAAGCUAUUGUGGAUGCAACAUCUCCAAAGAACGUAAGCCAGCUGAGAUCAUUCCUAGGGCUACUAACAUACUAUGCAAAGUUCAUGCCAAACCUGGCCAGCAGGCUUCAUCCCCUACAUGAACUGCUAAACAAGUCUAAACAAUGGAAAUGGUCCGAGAGAUGUGAGAAGGCAUUCAGGGAUGUUAAAUGUGUAUUAACACCAUUCAAGGUCCUCACUCAUUACAACCCUUCACUACCGAUACAGCUGCCAUGUGAUGCUUCACUGUAUGGUGUCAGCGCAGUACUUUCACACGUUAUGCCAUCCGGUGAAGAAAGGCCAAUCGCCUUUGCGUCAAGGACCCUGAACUCGGCAGAGAGCAAUUACGGUCAAAUUGAACGAGAAGCCUUAGCAAUCGUAUUUGCUGUCAAGAAAUUUCACCAGUACUUGUUUGGGCGCAGAUUUACUCUACUUACUGACCACAGACCACUUACCUCUAUAUUUGGUCCCCAAACCGGCAUUCCCUCAUUGGCGGCAAAUCGCAUGCAGCGCUGGGCUCUGUUGUUGUCGGCACAUCAGUAUGACAUCAAGUACAGGAGAUCCGAGCAGCACUGCAAUGCAGAUGGACUAUCCAGGUUGCCUCUGCCGGACAAGCCACCAGAAGGCAGUCAAGCUGACAUCUUUUACUUUUUGACCUGGAUCUCUCAUGGCAAGGGAGUAGAGAUGACAGACAACUUCAAACCUUAUCUGGUUCGACAAAAUGAGCUUACAGUACAAUCUGGCUGCCAGAUCUGGGGUUAUCGUGUCAUUAUACCCCCACGUCUGAGGAACCUUUUGCAGAAAGAACUUCAUUCAGGCCACACGGGAAUAGUGAGGAUGAAAGAGAUGGCCCGCAGCUACUUCUGGUGGCCGGGUAUAGAUGCAGAGAUCUAAGAGGAAGCAAGUGGUUGUCCAGAUUGCCAGAAUGUAAGAAACAUGCCACAGAUAGCCCCUUUGCACCCAUGGGACUUUCCAGAGGAGCCAUGGCAGAGAAUACAUAUCGACUUCGCAGGACCAAUGGAGAGCCAUAUGUUUCUGGUGAUUGUCAACGCUCUCAGCAAAUGGCCGGAGGUAGCAGUUAUGAACAGCACAUCUUCUGAGAAAGCCAUCGAAGAGCUUAGAUCUGUGUUCAGUCGUUUUGGGAUACCACAGCAGCUUGUAAGCGAUAAUGGCCCCCAAUUGGUGUCUGAAGAGUUUCAGUCCUUUCUGCGUGUGAAUGGGAUUCAGCACAUCAGAUCUGCGCCUUAUCACCCAUCCACCAAUGGCCUGGCUGAACGAUUCGUCCAGACUCUGAAGAAGGAUCUAAAGACGUCGCAGGGUAAGGGUUCCCUAAACCAGCGAUUGAACACUUUUCUGUUGUCGUAUAGAAACACGCCACAUGCAGUCACUAAAGUCUCUCCAGCUACAGCACUGCUGAAACGACAACUACGCAGCAGACUGGACCUGCUGAGACCAACAGGAACCAAGCAGAUUGUCUUGUCACAACAGCGAAUGCAGGUGGAGAGGCGAUGUAAGGCGAAGUUUAGAAGUUUCAACAGAGGUGACAGCGUACUUGCUCGUAAUUAUGGAAAGGGUGCAAAAUGGGUACUCGCAACCAUUCUUGCACAAACUGGCCCUGUUUCGUACAUUGUUGAAACGAAAGACAAUCAGACAUGGAGACAUGUUGACCAGUUAUUGUCUUCAGCAACCUCCAGUGAUGACCCCUGUGAUUUGAGGGCCCAACAACAACAACAACAACAACUGCAACUCCCAUCUCACAUCAGCCCGGGUCAGGAUGUAUUCACAGAAAUCUUGCCCACACCACCUGCUAGUGAACCUCGGGUAAGCGUUACUUCUGAGAAUACAUCUCCUAUACCAGCUACUCCAGUGACUGUUACAGACACUCUAGUAAAAACACCACCUGUGCCUCCUCUCCAUUGUUACCCGACUAGAGUGCGGAAACCACCACAAAGACUGGAUCUCUAG